This is a messenger RNA of Hydra vulgaris (swiftwater hydra), 1014 nucleotides long. RefSeq names its product small ribosomal subunit protein uS2. Gene Ontology annotation, cellular component: cytosolic small ribosomal subunit; ribosome; 90S preribosome. The record is from RefSeq and is a predicted model, not a curated record. Lineage: Eukaryota; Metazoa; Cnidaria; Hydrozoa; Anthoathecata; Hydridae. Gene Ontology annotation, biological process: cytoplasmic translation; ribosomal small subunit assembly. Gene Ontology annotation, molecular function: structural constituent of ribosome.
UAAAAUACACGUGCUAAUAUGGUAGCUCUUUUCAAACCUCUUGGCGUUCAGAUAUAGUGAGUCAGUUGUCCAUCGUUACCUUUUGAGGAUAAACUCAUCAUAAUGUCUGAGGGAAUUGAUGCUCUUUCUCUUAAACAAGAAGAUGUUGUCAAAUUUUUAGCUGCUGGUGUGCACUUAGGUUCCACUAAUGUAGCUUCAUCAUGCCAAGGCUACGUUUUCAAAAGAAAAAGUGAUGGAAUUCACAUUAUUAACUUGAGGAAAACUUGGGAAAAGCUUAUUCUAGCUGCACGAAUUAUUGCAAGUAUAGAACAUCCUGGGGAUGUCUGUGUUAUAUCAUCUCGUCCGUAUGGAACACGUGCUGUUUUAAAAUUUGCACAAAACACAGGCGCUAUUGCAGUAGCUGGUCGAUUUACUCCAGGAACAUUCACAAAUCAAAUCCAAAAAGCAUUUCGUGAACCUCGUUUAUUAAUUUCUACUGAUCCUCAGCACGAUAAUCAAGCUUUAACUGAAGCUUCUUAUGUAAACAUUCCUAUUAUUGCUUUGUGCAACACUGAUUCACCCUUAAGGUUUGUUGAUUGUGCCAUCCCUUGUAAUAAUAGAGGUAUUCAAUCUAUCGGUACAAUGUGGUGGAUGUUAGCAAGAGAAGUUUUGCGACUUCGUGGGGUGAUCAGUCGUAAAGCAGAAUGGGAUACUAUGCCUGAUUUAUUCUUUUAUCGUGACCCUGAAGACAUAGAAAAGGAAGAACAAGCUGCAGCAAUCGCCUCUGCUAAGCCUGAUGAACCAUACCAGACUGAUUAUUCUGGAAAUAUUGAUCACUCUGCUGCUGGUGCUGAUUGGGGUGACCAACCAGUUAUUUCUGGUGCUGAUUGGACAGCUGAGCCAAGUGUACCAAAAGAAUGGGGUAAUGAGCCUGGAUGGGAAGCUGAUACAAAUGCUGCUUCUGCUGAUUGGGCAACUCCUAAAAUAGAAGAUUGGGGUGCUUAGUUAAUCUGUUUAAAAAAAAAAUCUAAUUCA